GUUAGUGUAGUAUCCUGUGGAGGAAUGAAGGAAAGAAUGCAGAGUUAGAGCCACAGUUUCUCUGAUCGUCGUCUCGGCCAUGGACACCUCGAUGUUCCCCAGAUACUCCUGGCUGGAUUUCGUGUUCACUCUCAUCGGUGUGUGUACAUAUGUGUUUGAUGUGGGCUCGGACCUGUGGCUCGCGCAGGAGUUUUUCCGCCAUGGGGAUUUCUUCUGGUUCGGCUUGCUGAUCGGGUUCAUGCUCACGUCAUCCGUCAUAGUCCAGAUGUUCAGCUGGUUCUGGCUUCAAUAUGACCUGGAGCUCAAGACCUUCCAGAAAACACACAAGCAUUAUUGUAUCCUCUUCGGCAGUGACAGGCGCCUGAGGCUCACGUGUUUCCUGCACGUGUGUCAGCUCGGCGUUUUCUUCAGGCACGUAUCAGCAGUCUGGCAGGGCUUCUGCGUGUGGUGGCGAGGAGAACAGGGCUCAGAGUACGCCGUCUACCUGACCCACGACCUCAGCAUGCUGCGACUGAUCGAGACCUUCUGUGAGAGCACACCACAGCUGUCGUUUAUGAUCUACAUGAUGAUCCACGAGAAUCACGCCAAAACCAUCCAGUAUGUGAGCGUGAUCGCUUCUACCAUUUCAGUAGCUUGGAUGGUGGUGGACUACCACCGCUCGCUGCGUUUCUUCCUCCCCGAGAAGACCAAACAGAAAUGGCUGUCCUCUGCCGUCUACUUCCUGUGGAACCUGUUCCUGAUUGGCCCACGUGUGGUGUGCGUGUCCCUCUUCACCUCCGUCCUGUCCUAUUUCGUUUUUGCUCACUUCCUGUUACUCUGGUUUGUGUUUGUGUGUUGGGCCUUUCUUCAAGACACCAAAUUCAUGGACAGCAGAGCUGGAGAGUGGCUCUACCGGGCCACCGUAGGCCUCAUCUGGUACUUCAGCUGGUUUAAUGUAGGGGAAGGUAGGACCAGAGGCAGGAGCCUCAUCUACCACUUGUUUAUUGUGAUAGACUGUGCAAUCCUAAUGGUCACAUGGUGGUGCUUGAGAGAUCCAGAAACGAGCCAAGCCUAUUCCCUUAUUCUCCUCAUCCUCAUCCCGCUGUCCUAUCUGAUAGGUCUUUUGGUUAAACUGCUCUAUUACAGCUGCUUUCACCCCAAGCUGGGGCAGACCCAGACCUUGAAGACGGUUUCAGAUGUGCCCGAUGGUCUGGCGGCUCAGGGUAUGGCUAUUGACACGGACUCUUUCAAAUCGGAGGUCUUAAACAAGAGAAUGGCCAGACACGCUGCUAACUUUUAUAGCACAGGGAAACACUCGAAGGGACAAGAGGACACUGGGGUUAUCUGAGGAUAAAAGAAUGUGGAAGGUUGCAUUUUCAGCAAGUUCCAAAAAUUAAGCAGGUUGGUGUUAAGAAGAGGUGUAAUUGAGAUCUUUUUAAAUGAAAGUGUCAGUGUCAGUCCAAGGUCAGCCUGGAAACCUUAUUACACAGAUUAGUUCUUGUCUUGUACAGGCAUGUAAUGAUAUAAAAAACUUUAAUAUCAUGACAGUCAUCUAACCAUUUAUCAGGUUAUGAUCAUAAAUUGGUUUCAAAUAUAGGCUUAUAGGCUGUCAACAAGCAUCGAGUUUGACACAUUAAAAUAAUGUAAAAUAAGUUGAAUAAGGAACAAAUGAAUACCCUUGUUAUUUAACAAAUAUAAACGUAUCAUCAUUGAUAUGGUGCAUCUUGGAGAUGGAGAUCUUGGAGAUGUUUAUAUAACGUUUUUGGUCUCCAGGGUUAGCACUUUGUAACGGUCAGAAGUAAAGCUGUAACUAAACUCAAGUGUAAGAUGGAGAACUUUGCGCUUUCUGGUUUCACAGUAACAUGACAAGCUGCCUUUUUUUUUUUUUGAACUUCACGAGGGCUGGUGAAGGAGCUUUAACGUAAGCUUUAACCUCUGCUUUAACGUAAGUCACAAUAGGAACUUGCGUGCAUCUCAGACGUUCCACAACAUUAAAUGUAGCUGUAAAUGGAUAAAAAAUAUGACUAGUUGAUUUAAUAAAUAAAAAACAAUUGUAAUCAUUGGCAAAUUGGUGUUGUAUAAGAGGAAUAAAAGACUUUAGGACAUGCUGAUUAUUGAUUAUUUUCCUGUAACAGCAUGCCCUCUAUUGUUUUAUUCCUUGCAUAUCGAAUACCCAGUAAUCAGCACAUGCUUGGUCCUGUACCAGACCACUUUACAGAUUCAUUCUGUCAGAUCUAGUCCAGAAAAAAGCACUACAGAAGUUCUGUGAAUCCCUUUAUUAGCUAAUUAUAGAUCUUUUUCUCACUGUAUUGAUUCAGGUUACUGUACAGUGGUGUACUGUUACAACCAAACCUUCAUUUCAAGACCCUAUAAUAAGACUGUUAGGAAAAGAUUUCAGACUUUGGUAUCUGAUAUUAUGGUUAAAAUGUUUACAUGAUGUUAGAAAAUGUUUAUUUUUGAUAUAAAACAUUGGUGAAAUUUUUAACGUAGCACUGCUUUUUGAAUGAAUGUUUUGAAUUCCUAAAAGUUUAUAUUUCAGAAUAUGACGCACUAUACCUCAUUCUGUUUAGCGCAUCCUCCUAGCUUCCAAACAUAGCUUUAUACAGCUUUAGAAAAUGCACACGUGACAAGCCAUACGAGCUCAGGAAGAUCAGUUAGUUUCGUGAUUAAUAAUGGUGCUAUGAUGUGUAAGGAAAUGUAGACGAUCAGUGGAGUUCAUGUGAUGUAAUGGUUGUAAUAUGUACGUAAAGGUUAAAGAAUAUACAUUUCAAAAAUAUGAAUUUUUUAGUAAUUUAUUUAAUAUUUGUGUAAUUCCUUGUUUCAUUCCUCAAGCGCUUAAACAGAGAAUGCCAAUAUCCUGUUCUAUAUGACGCAGUGAAAUUGAACCACUCUGUAGGACGGUUGUUUGUUUAACUCGCCUGAAAUGUUACCAUUUAUUACGAGUGGUUAAUAAAUUUAUGCUGCUGUAUGUUUCCUAUUUUUUAAAAGUUACUUCUGGACAGUCUGAUACAUAUUAAAGAGUCAAUGAGUAAAGAGUUAAAAGAAUAAAGUCAAUGGAUGAAGUUUUAUAUUGACAAAUGACAGGAAAUGAACUGUUACAGUAAUUGCCAAUAAUGACAUUUAUUACCAAUUGUAUUAUUUUUGAUCGAAAAAAAAAGCUUUACCUAUUUAAUUGAAUUCUAUUUAGGUUUUAUUUAACUUUUGAAAUACAAACGUAAUGCAUUGCAAAGCAUCUGUAAUAGUGCAAUAAUUGCACUUAUUGUUCAAUAAUUGCUUCAAUAAGUUCCUUUUUUUUUUUUUUUUUGCCUUGUUUGCAUUGUUUCAUGCUGCCUGUUUAAAUACCACCAAAUGAAUUGUUCAUGUGUGUGUGUUCUAGGCUGCUUCCUCCUGAAAUUUCACUCUAAUGACAUUAGGCAUUUCAGUCCGCCGUGGUGUAUUCAUUAGGCUUCUUGUGAAGCUAUUCUGUUGUGAUGUCUGUUGUGGAAAAAGUUAUAUAUACAAAAUAAAGCAAAUGAAACUUGAUGCCGUUUGAAAAGUCCUUCAGCAUAAAGUGUGUAUGAUUGUAUUAAGCAUUACUGCAACUCCAGUUUGAAUUCAGUUCCAUACAAACAUGAAAAAUACAAUAAAAAUACAUUACACUA
Messenger RNA from Pangasianodon hypophthalmus (striped catfish), 3620 nucleotides. It is a transcript of the gene xkr8.3, whose product is annotated as XK related 8, tandem duplicate 3. The record is from RefSeq and is a predicted model, not a curated record. The transcript has 3 exons. Gene Ontology annotation, cellular component: plasma membrane. Gene Ontology annotation, biological process: engulfment of apoptotic cell; phosphatidylserine exposure on apoptotic cell surface; apoptotic process involved in development. The coding region runs from base 80 to 1327 and encodes 415 amino acids. NCBI's taxonomy places the organism in Eukaryota, Metazoa, Chordata, Actinopteri, Siluriformes, Pangasiidae.